AUGCAUUUUCCCCCCAUCGCCACCACUCUCCGCCUCCCCGCCUCCCCCAUCCCCCGCCGUUCCGCCUUCUACCCCCACCACCUCGCUAUUGUUGCUGCUGCUGCGGGGGAACAACCUCCGCUUUUGUGCGCACGUGGCGGAAACGCCCCCCCCGCUUCUGUCCCCGCCUCCGCUUCCGCCGUUUCCCCCGUCUCCUCCGCUCCUUCCCCGCUGGGCGGGGGGAAUGUGAGCGCAGGGGCCGGCGGAACGGGCUCCAUCAUCGGCGGGAAAGAUGAAACGGGCGGAGCAGAUGACACGGGCGGGGCAGAUGAAACGGGCGGAGACGUUGACACGGGCACGGCUGUGUUCGAAACGGAGGAGGAGAGGGAGAGCGGGAUGAGAUCAGGAGAGGGUUGUCCCAUGGGGAAGGAGCAGUUGCGCUUGAGAGGUGGUUGA
Messenger RNA from Closterium sp. NIES-65, 435 nucleotides. Lineage: Eukaryota; Viridiplantae; Streptophyta; Zygnematophyceae; Desmidiales; Closteriaceae. The record is from the annotation of a GenBank genome assembly.